Peniophora sp. CBMAI 1063 is the source of this 1251-nucleotide messenger RNA. The record is from the annotation of a GenBank genome assembly. NCBI's taxonomy places the organism in Eukaryota, Fungi, Basidiomycota, Agaricomycetes, Russulales, Peniophoraceae.
AUGUCAUCUCCUUUCCCUGAGAAUCCCUUCUCUGAGCCCUCCGCAAUCUCCGAAGAACAGUUCACCACCGUGAAGAACUACUGUAGUCACCUGGCGAACAGCAUGUCGCUCACUCCGUCGCAACUCAACGAUCUUCUCAUCAAUGUCAAUAUCACUCGGCAGAUGGACCACCAGUUCUCGUCGGGCCCUAUGAUGUGGAAUGUUCUACAGACAUCCCUCUUGAUGCAGAUGCGCAACCAUCAGGUCAAGGAGGGUAUCGACAUCGUGGCGAUCAAUGAGUUGGCGAAGAACGCGAACAAGCUCGUGAAGGAGCACUUCACCCUUGACGCGAAACAGAAUAAAAUCCUCAUCAGUCGCGCUAAGGAGGUGUCCAUCCAGGCUGGGCGAACAGUAUACAUGACCACCCACAUCGAUCUCGAGAGGAAUGUCGAGACCCUGGACGCAUUCUCAGAGAUUGCCGGUGACGAGGUUGCUGAGGGUGUGUUGCGCUCGGCUUGCUCCGAGAAGGCCAAGAAUGCACGCGGCCAGCUUCGUAUCGACAUCUACAAGACCAUGGUGGGAGCUAGUCGUACGCAUCUUGCCAAGGCCACGGUUAUGGUCGUCAGCAAGUAUGGUGGACGCCUGAUCAAGGACUUGACCCAGAUUCCCUUGUCGUACCAAGUUCAGCUUGCUCUUUUGCGUCGCUUCACAUUUGAAGAACAGUGGGGCGACUGGGUCGAGAAGGUCAUUCAUGAGGAAACCGGCGAGGAGAUCACUCGUAAGCGCACAAGGGGCUCGGGCAAGACGAUCAAGGGCGAAGAUUACUGGUCGCUCUGUGACGCUUGGUUUGUGAAGCUCAUUGAGAAGUUUGGUGGCCGUGAUUUCAACAGCGAGCCCUGGCAAAAAUAUAUCAAGGAGACUAUCAUGCGCGACCUCGAGCUUUUUGGCAGCGGUACGGACCCCAGUGUUGAAGACUUGGGUGCCGAGUAUGCCCCAACUGAGGAGGAAGAGGCUCCCUCCCCCGCUCCCACUGCCAGCUCGUCCGGUUCUUCGUCUGCGUCGAGUUCUUCGUCUGGAGCCUCAUCAUCUGGCGCUUCGGGGAUGCUCGCAGGUUUCUCUUUCUCGAUCGCGCGACGCGCGUCGUUCGACUUCGAACUUGACCGCGACGAACGCCUGUGCAGUGGUGCAGACUGCAGCUUCUGCACUGAGGUUGUGGCAUUCCCAUCAAGCACCCCACCGUUCGGUGGUACAUUUCGAGGUGUUCGCAGCUAG